GUGGAUAAGAAUUUGAGGCACCGUCAUGUUAAUUACUCCUAAUGAAGAUAAUGUUGAUGGGUGUGUACAGCAUCAGAUCUUUACCCUCGUGCAAGAAACAAGGGCAAUCUCGGGAAUCAAAGUCCCUGCCUCAAUAAAUCUAUAUGCAACAUCUGUCUGUAUAGUGUAUAUAUACAACACCUUGGAUUGGAUCCUUCUCUCUCUCUCCCCCCUUGUGUUUGUGAAUUUGCAGAACCAUCAAUCUCUCUUUUCUUCUGAUUUCCUUGUCAUCAGCAAACAGACCAAACGGAAAAAUGCUGGCAGUGUUGGACAAAUCGGUGGCCAAGUGCCCAGAGGCUCUACAGAGUCCGCACUCGGACUCAGUCUCUGCGCUGAGAGAUGGGUUUCUGACCCAACACUUCUCGUCCGUACACUCUGGUUCGGUCACUGUCGAUUUGGGUUCAUCGGGCCUCAUAGCCUACUCCAUGGACAAACAGAGCCCUCUCCUCCCAAGGUUGUUUGCUGUCGUCGAUGACAUAUUCUGCUUAUUCCAAGGCCACAUUGAGAAUGUCGCACAUCUUAAGCAGCAAUAUGGCUUAAACAAGACAGCUAAUGAAGUGAUCAUAGUCAUAGAAGCUUAUAGAACUCUAAGAGAUAGAGGUCCAUAUCCUGCGGAUCAGGUCCUGAGAGAUUUUCAUGGGAAGUUUGCAUUUAUUCUGUAUGACAGCUCUUCAAAAACUACUUUUGUAGCUGCAGAUGCUGAUGGGAGUGUUCCCUUCUUCUGGGGAACCGAUUCUGAAGAGCAUCUUGUGUUUUCAGAUGAUGUAGAUAUUGUGAAGAAGGGCUGUGGCAAAUCCUUUGCACCAUUCCCGAAAGGCUGUUUCUUUACAACCUCUGGUGGCUUGAGGAGUUUCGAGCACCCCCUUAAUGAGUUGAAGCCAGUGCCGAGGGUUGACAGUUCAGGCCAGGUGUGCGGUGCAACUUUUAAGGUGGACGCAGAGUCUCGCAAGGAAACUGGAAUGCCUAGAGUUGGGAGUGCUGCAAACUGGUCCCAAAACUACUAAAGCUCAUAACCCCAUUUCCUUUAUGGAAGGCGGUUGUUAUUACUAUUACUUAGCUUUCCAUGUACCUGCCCUCGUUUACCCUAUUGUCUUUCAUGUUUCCCUCUAGAUGAUCGCCGCUUUAAUGGUUACAAAACUUGAUGGUGCUAGGAAGUACUAUGCAAACUAAGCUACCGGUGUUGCUUACUGUUUCAGUUUCUAUUAAAUGGAAUAAUCUCACUUUUGCAUA
Molecule: messenger RNA, 1269 nt
Organism: Rhododendron vialii
Lineage: Eukaryota; Viridiplantae; Streptophyta; Magnoliopsida; Ericales; Ericaceae
Product: stem-specific protein TSJT1-like
Exons: 4
Coding region: 294-1043 (249 amino acids)
Source: RefSeq, a predicted model, not a curated record